Mucor mucedo is the source of this 1644-nucleotide messenger RNA. RefSeq lists its product as uncharacterized. Gene Ontology annotation, molecular function: protein binding. The coding region runs from base 1 to 1644 and encodes 547 amino acids. NCBI's taxonomy places the organism in Eukaryota, Fungi, Mucoromycota, Mucoromycetes, Mucorales, Mucoraceae. The record is from RefSeq and is a predicted model, not a curated record. The transcript has a single exon.
AUGUCUAUUCAAAAUAUACCGCAAGAAAUUUUAACUCAAAUAUUUUAUUCGCUCGACAGAAAAGAUGUCUACAUAUCCAUGUUCGUAUGUAAAAUGUGGUACUUUGCCGCUUUGCCAUCUUAUUUUCAAAAGGUCAAUUACUUGGCAUCAUACACCCCAAAACAACUUUUUGGAUAUGGAUAUUUGAUAAAAGAAUUGACUUUAAACUGGGAGGAUCCCCAAUGGUAUAAGCGUGAAAAAGAGUGUUUUGUAAAGAUAUUAUCUUAUGCCCCGAAUUUGAAAAAACUCGAUUUUUCUACGAAUUACCACUGCUAUAUUGAAAUUUUGGAUUUUUUGCUUCAACUUCCGGACGCAAACAGAUAUUUACGUCACAUUGAAGAAAUUGUUUAUGGUAAAUAUUGGAUGUCGAAAACAAAUCAUUUUCUUGUAUGUUACAAUGCCCGUAAAUCAAUCAAACGAAUGAAACUUUUUGUAUCUGGUGAAGAUGUAUCAAGUGAGCGAAAAAUACGAUUACUUGAUUACUUACCUCAUUUUACAUCACUCACUCGCUUGGAUAUUGAAUACGUCAAAAGCAGUGAUCUUACAAUAUUUGAUAUUUCGCUCUGUUGUGAGAAUCUUACAGAACUUAUUUACGUAAACAAGUUUCCAACAUCUUCACACUUAAAAAACCACGUCAGCACCAAAAGAAACAAGCAUUUAACACGCUUAACAAUAACUUCGCGCACAGAUUCUAUUCAUUACUUUAAUUAUAUUCGUACUGUCGUGGACCAACUGGAAUAUCUAGACUUGAACUUUGGAUACAGUGACGAAUCCAACAUAUUUCCAUUGAUUGAACAAUUUGCUGAACAGCUAAGUAACAUCAAGAAUUUAAACAUUAUUGCAGAAGCAGACGGCAGACCAGAUAUUCGACUUAUACAGACAAAGGCAUUCUACAACACCUUAUUGAAAUUAAGAGGUAACUCGGAUUUACGGUACGAUGCAACUAUCACCUCUGUUGGGCGUAAAGAUCAAAUUACUAUUAGUAAUAGUAAAUCCAAUUUAUCGUACGGGAUAACGAUACCUCUUUGCCCUGGUUUUAAGGAUAAACAUGGAAUUAUCAAAAGCUUAAAUUUUCCGGAAGGUAACAGGGUCAGCUUAAUGGAUAUUCUCUCUUUUGCCAAAGGUUUUCAAAAUCAUGAAACUCUUUAUGUCCAAUUUGGAUGCUUUCACUUUAUGGCCAGUAAAACAGCAAUAUCCGUCUCCAGUAAUAGACCUUCACAAAAAUUACUUGAUCAGAUACACGAAACCUAUCCAAAUGCAGAAACAAUCAUUUUCUCGAGAGAAGAAAAUUUUAGAGGGAGAAUACUUGGAACUACCUGGGAUUUAACAUCUUUUAAACGCUUGAAUAAUUUCAGUUUUGAUGCUAAUCACAUUUGCGUAAAAGAUUACGAUUCUGCGUUCCUUAAAUUUGACUACGGGGGCUUUCACAGCUACAAAAGAGUGUAUUUUAAUGGAGAUGGCAAAAAGAAUAUACCCGUGACAGUUGAAGAAUUAUCAAAACCCAGCACAAAUACAAUGGUUGUCACUAUCAAAGUUUGCAGCCAGUUGGUUGAGAUUCAUUGCAAUGCCAAUGAAUUUCUCACAGUAGAAACAGUUUCUUUUUAA